GUUUGAGGAACUAGCCGCCUGGCGUUGUGCAAAAGACGUAAAAAUAUAAACAUUUUGACAAAGAAUAGCAUGAGAAAUGAAACGACUUUGAGCUUGCUUGUCGGUUGGGGCAUUAAGUGGUGGCCAAGAUGUGUGGCAGUUAUAUUAACAAGAAUGGGAUGGAGGGCAGAGGGUCUUCAACUGUCCACCAGCAGUAACGAGGCUUGCAAACUAUAUGACGCCAUACUCACACAGUAUGUGAAAUGGAGGAAUGAUAAAACCUUGGGAGGAUUUGAAGGAUGCAUUUCCGCUAUCCAGGCAGCUGACCCUAACUUUGUUAUGGGCCAUGUGAUCAGUACAGGGCUUGAGCUGGUGGCAACAACGAGCUCCACCCGGCUGAAUGAGCGUCUAGCCAGUGCAGUGAGGCGAACAGUAGAGCUGGCCAACAGCCAGGACAUCUCUCCCAGAGAGAGGCUCCAUGUCAAGGCGAUGGAGCUCUUCUCACGUGGAGAUUUUCCCAAGGCCUGUAAUAUAUGGGAAGACAUUCUGGUUGAUCACCCAACUGACAUGCUGGCCCUCAAGUUUGCCCACGAUGCCUAUUUCUACAUGGGUGCCCAAACCCAAAUGAGGGACUCUGUGGCCAGGGUGCUGCCUCACUGGAAACCACAUACACCUCUGUCCAGUUAUCUGAAAGGCCUGUAUUCCUUUGGUCUCCUGGAGACUCGCUUCUAUGACCAGGCUGAGAAAGUAGCCAUGGAGGGCCUCACUCUGACUCCAGAUGAUGCUUGGUCUGUCCACUCUGUAGCCCAUGUUUAUGAGAUGAGGGCAGAGGUGGACAAAGGCUUGAAGUUCAUGGAGGGUAGAGAGAAAGACUGGCAGGUAUCUGACGUUCUGGCCAGUCAUAACUAUUGGCAUUGGGCUCUAUACUUCAUCGAGAAGGGGCAAUACGAAGCCGCUCUGCAAAUAUACGAUUCUCAGGUAUUCAGACGUUGUAAAGCCACAGGAUCAAUGUUGGACACUGUAGAUGCCAGUUCAAUGCUCUGCAGACUGGAAAUGGAGGGUGUGUGCGUGACGGAUCGUUGGCGAGAGCUGCUCCAGGUAACACAGCCUCACACUGACGAUCAUGUGACCUUAUUUAAUGACCUCCACUUCCUCAUGGUGUCGCUGGGAGCUAAAGAGAGCAGGACUUCUCAGCGUCUGCUGGAGGGCCUCCAGGAAUUGACUAAGGAGCCGGGGGACAAUCAGCAACAUCAGCUGGCUGGGACUAUAGGUGUAACCAUGUGUCAGGCUAUGAUGGAGUACGACCAGGGCAACUACAGUGGAACUGUGGAGCUCCUGUACCCUUUACGCUACCGCAUGGUAGAUAUAGGUGGCAGUGAUGCUCAGAGGGAUCUCUUCAAUCAACUGCUUAUUCAUGCAGCCAUGAAAUCAGAGAGUAUGCACCACCAGAAACUGGGAAGAUGUCUUCUGGUGGAGCGUGAUGCCAUGAGGCCAAACUCUCCUCUUACUGAUCGUCUGAUGCAGAGCGCCCUGGCUCUUCAUGUCUAGAAUGAUUGCAAGGUGCACAGAGCAGCUCCCAUGCACAAAACAUCAAAUUAACAUCAUAAUCUGGUCUGCCGAUGUUUGGCCUCAGGAAACUGCUUAGGAAACAACCUCCAGGAAUGGGCACUGUUGUAAAGACAGCUGAAACCUUUUAUACAGCACAGUUUUAAAUGUAAAGCUCAUUGCCCUUUUACAUUGCUGACCUGUUAAGCUUUGUAGGUGAACAAAUUUGCACAUAUCUCAAGGUUAGGAGCUAACCACAGGUUGCCAAUUUGCAUGAUAAAUAGCCUUAAAGUAUGAUACGUAAUCACAUGCUUUAUCUGAGUUUAUUCUUUUAGCAAAACUGAUACCUCUAAUCAGUGUAGGUGACUGUGACUUUCUUCUUGUUCUGAAUUUUAUUAGCAAACAUCACAUUUAAAUAUAAAUACUUCUUCAGAGAUAAAAUCUUCAUGUCAAUAUCAAUACAAAAACCAUUAUCAAAACCAAUAAAUAUACACUUUGCACUUUGCAUGUAAAUGACUAUUUUAGUAACACAAUAAAGUGCACCACACUUGUAUGCCCGAGGGCAACAGCACGUUAAGAAUAGGAAAUGUACUCAAACAUUGCAGAUAUACAGUAGCAGUAAAAAAAAAGAUGUCCUUGCACAUGUCAGUGGAGCUGAGUGGAGUACUGUAAGUUCGUUUUUUCCCUCCUCUUCCCCUGUGUCGAUCCACUUUCACAACACUGAGGUAAUCUCAUCUUGGAUCUGAGAGAUCAGGAUCUGGGACAGCACGAUCCCUGCAAUCUGGAGGACAGCAGCAGCCAGUUUAGAUUACAGAAACAGACUCUUGGUAACUGUACAGCCCGUGCUGUGCAUCUCAAGGUCCCUCGGAAGGGUGUCGCAAUGCUCAUCUGGCACCGGGAGGAAAUGUUUCGAAAUUAGAUAAAACUGUUUGGAUAAAGUCA
Molecule: messenger RNA, 2466 nt
Organism: Xiphias gladius (swordfish)
Lineage: Eukaryota; Metazoa; Chordata; Actinopteri; Istiophoriformes; Xiphiidae
Gene: ttc38
Product: tetratricopeptide repeat domain 38
Exons: 14
Coding region: 70-1527 (485 amino acids)
Molecular function (GO): protein binding
Source: RefSeq, a predicted model, not a curated record